UUCUCUGGACUAUGAGAAGGCCAGCAUGGUGAGUGUUCGUCUGGGCCUGGUCACCUCAUCAGGCCGUGCAGAGCAGACCUUCCAUAUCAGGGUGGUGGAUGAGAACAACACACCACAGUGUGAACCUCUGCUCCAGCUGCCUGGUAACACAACCUCACCUCAACCACUACACAUACAUUAAACACUGUUUCAAGGCUAUUACAUGUUUAUUACGAUGUUAUACGGUCAGUGUAUUGUCGAGGGACGUUGUAAUGAGUAGAUGGUCUGAUGAGUGUUUGUGUACAGGAGUUGAGGUUCAUGUCCCAGAGAACCUUCCUGUUCCUGUGACUCUCUACACUGUCCUGGCCUCCGACGCAGACCGCAAUGACACACUCUCUGUAAUAAACACACUACCUCCUCAUGACUUUCUGAUCUCAACUGUAUUACUGUACCAAGACAUUGCCUAAUCCUACUCAGUGUAGGUUUAGACCGAGUGUUGAUACCCGUUCAGGUUUGUGGGUUUGUGUUGCAGUUCUCUAUCAGUCAGGUCUUGCCCGACUCCUCCAAAGGACAGUUCCACAUCAGUGGAGGUGGCAUCAUCUUCUCAAGCCAACCAUUUGAUUACCACACAGGACCAAGGGAGUUGAUGCUGUCGGUGGUUGUGAGAGACAAACAAGGGGCUAACUGUACUGGGACAGUCAGGAUCAAGGUGCUGAAAGUCUACAACCCUCCUCUGGAUCUGCUUCUUGUUUCCCAGAAUGUGUCCAUCUUUGAGAACCAAGGACCCGAGGAUAUUGUAGCUACUGUCAGAGCUAACCUCACCAUCCCUGAUGUACUCUACACUUUUGUGAAAGAUUAUCCCCAUUUCAAGAUUGGUAGAGAGGACGGUGUCAUCAGAACAGCCUAUAACCUGGACCUGGAGGCGGAGCGGGCCCUGGCCCAAAGUGUUCUAUUGGUCAGAGCCUACAGCGUGGCAGUGGAACGCUCCGCUACCGCCACUGUCACGGUCAACGUUUUGGAUGUCAAUGAGUUCCCACCCUUCUGCUCCCCCUCAGUGUUUGUGCUGGAGGUGUCAGAGACCAUUGAGGUGGGCAGCAGCCUGGGCUCACUGACCUGUGUUGACAUUGACGUCAGUAACCAGAGUGUGUCUCUCACACUCGUCGGUAACAGAUUAUCACUGCUCAAAUUCCGCCUCAAAGACGGACAGCUCCAGGUUAACAACACUCUGAACUACGACUCUGCUGAGAUGGCCACCAAUAACUUCCAGUAUGAGGCCACCAUCUUGGCUACGGACACAGGCACCCCUCCUCUCACAUCCCAGGUGCGUGUGCUGGUCAGUGUGACCCCAGUCAAUGAACAUGAUCCAGUGUUUCAGACGUUGUUCUUCAGUGUCCCAGAGGGCACCAGGCCUGGUACGGCAGUGGGGACGGUGGUGGCCAGAGACACAGACUGGCCCUUUGACAACAUCCACUACUCAAUCACUACAGGAGACACCAUGUUCACUAUUGACCCUGAGGGAGGGGAUCUGUAUCUGGGUGGAGAGCUGGACUUUGAGGAGCAGCAGGUGUAUGUAGUGGGGGUUCAGGCUGAGGAUUAUGAGCAGGAUAUGGACCGUAACAACCGCAAGAGAAGAACAGUGGACAUCACCAUACAAGUGGAGAAUGUGAAUGAUAAUGCUCCAGUGUGUGACCCAAUCUCCUAUGAGUCCACCAUCUUCUCCACCUUCUCUAAUAAACUCCCCAUCCUCUCACUCAGCUGCGCUGAUGCAGACAGCGACAGACUAACAGCUACCAUCACUAACGGUGCUGCAGUGGACCGGUUUCUGAUGACCGGGUUGAGUCUCGUCUCCAAAAACGUGUUCUCCUACGUGGUGGAUGGGGUUUAUGACCGCACCAGGUUUGAAGUCACCAUCUCUGUGUCGGAUGGCAGGCAUCACACUGAGGCUGUGGCCUACAUCUACGUAGUUCCCUGGACCACUACUGUUCCUACUACUUCUACUACUACUACCAUCACUACAGCUAAACCUCCACAGGUGGUCACAGUGAUGUCAGACUACUGGGAUCCAGAGCCUUGGUUUGUUGCUGUGGUGACGGUUACCGGCGUCCUGCUCCUGCUGGUCACAAGUCUGCUCAUCUGGGCCAUUCUGAGCCGGUGA
Oncorhynchus kisutch (coho salmon) is the source of this 2134-nucleotide messenger RNA. RefSeq names its product cadherin-related family member 4. NCBI's taxonomy places the organism in Eukaryota, Metazoa, Chordata, Actinopteri, Salmoniformes, Salmonidae. The record is from RefSeq and is a predicted model, not a curated record. Gene Ontology annotation, molecular function: calcium ion binding; beta-catenin binding; cadherin binding. Gene Ontology annotation, biological process: multicellular organism development; cell migration; homophilic cell-cell adhesion. The transcript is spliced from 11 exons. Gene Ontology annotation, cellular component: membrane; catenin complex. The coding region runs from base 626 to 2134 and encodes 502 amino acids.